Dalotia coriaria is the source of this 2111-nucleotide messenger RNA. Its product is annotated as WD repeat-containing protein 20. Lineage: Eukaryota; Metazoa; Arthropoda; Insecta; Coleoptera; Staphylinidae. Bases 178 to 1494 code for a protein of 438 amino acids. The transcript has a single exon. The record is from RefSeq and is a predicted model, not a curated record. Gene Ontology annotation, molecular function: protein binding.
CGCGUAUGACGUCCGCCAGUUUGUGUUAACCUCCAAUACUUCUGUUGUGUUGUGAUCGUUUGUUGUUGUGAUUGUUUAUGCCUUGGAGCGCAAACCAGCAGCCCUCGCUCGAAGUGCAUGCGGCAGACGGUUAGAAUGUGAGUGGGCGAGUGCGCGACGCGAUGGUGAUGUGGUAGCAUGUCGCGCGUUGCGGGACCGAACAUGGCCCGGCCCGACGCACUCUGCAGCCAGUCGCUGCUGGAGGCCGGCGAGCGUCCACUGGAGCGCCCGCUCGGCGACCCCGGCGACGUGAAGACGCAAUUCGCGACGCGCGAGGGUGUCUACCGGCUGAUGACGCUCAGCGAGUACUCACGCCCGAACCGCGUCGGCUACCAACCCCAAGGGCAGACGCCCCCACAGGUCUGCGUGUCGCUGGUAUCACUACCCGAGCAAGGCGAACGCAUCUGCUUCAAUCACGGUCGCGAGAUCUACGUGUACGUCUACAAAGGCACGAAAAAAGCAGAUCUGAGUAAACCCUUAGAGAAAAAGGGCUACAAGGGCACCAACCCAACAUGUCAUGACUUCAAUGUGGCCUCUGCAACUGGUGAGAGUGUAAGUCUCUUGAUAGGCUUCAGCACAGGGCAAAUCCAAUUGAUUGAUCCUGUCAAAAAAGAAUUGAGUAAAUUAUUCAAUGAAGAGCGACUCAUUGAUAAGAGUCGAGUGACUUGCCUGAGGUGGAUCCCAGGCAGCAAGUCACUCUUCCUGGCAGCGCAUAGUUCCGGGCAGCUGUAUGUAUACAAUGAAGAAUUACCCUGUGGAUCAGCCGGUCCACACUAUCAAACAUUCAAGGCAGGCGAAGGUUUCGUCGUCUCCACAUGCAAAACAAAAUCAACACGAAAUCCUUUGUUUCGAUGGCUGUUGGGCACUGGGGCGGCCAUCAACGAGAUUGCAUUCAGUCCGUCGGGGGCACAACUUGCCAUAGUGACCCAGGACGGCAUGCUCCGUGUGUUCCAAUACGACAGCAUGGAGUUAAUCGGCACGGCGCGUUCCUAUUUCGGUGGAUUGUUGUGUGUCGCAUGGUCUGGCGAUGGGCGACUCAUAGCCGUCGGCGGUGAAGAUGAUCUUGUCACCAUCUGGUCGCUGGAACACAAGCGGGUGAUUGCGCGGGCGCAGGGUCAUCGUUCCUGGGUGGCGGCCGUCGCCUUCGACUGGUUCCUCGAGGGCGAAUCCUAUUAUCGCAUUGGUUCCGUCGGGCAUGAUACACAGCUGUGCCUUUGGGAGCUGCCCGAAGAUUGUCUCUCGCCGCCGAAGCCGAAGAUCAAACGGCAGGCGGAUCCCUUACAAUUGGUGGGCACCCCGGGCUGCCCGCGUCUCAACGAGUGCCAUAAUCUCGAGCCGCUCAUCUGCAAGAAGAUCGCGCAUGAACGACUCACGGCGCUGAUCUUUCAGCCGGAUUGUGUGGUCACCGCCUGCCAGGAGGGCUGUGUGUACACCUGGGCACGUCCGCACACGUAGUUUCUAGCAUGUUUCCUUGUAAUUACAUAGUUUAUCUAAUUCGGACGCUCGUGCCGGCUGAAUCACGCAGUUUGGGAAUUUGUAGUCGCGUGUACAAAAGUGUAAAUAUUGUGAAUCGAUUGGAAACAAUCGAAAUUGUAUCGCGUGAUUCACGGUGUGGCGGCGUCCAGUAGCCUAUUAUUUCGUCGACAGCGCGUCGAUCAUCUCAGGAAUUUUAUUUCCAAAUACUAUAACAAACGAAUCCAUUAAUUCUAGACCUUAGACAGUUUGUUUUUCCUCGAUUUUUCUUGGUGGAAUUGUCUCCACAAUCAAAUAAUUUCCAAUUAUUUCAUCUACACAGAAAACAUAAACUCAUCGUACGUUUAUCAGCCUCUCACGUGUUAUAAAUAAAAAGAAUGUUAUUGUAAAUUAUACUUAUAUAGAAAAGACACUGCCAAAAAGUAACAUAAUUAAGCGACUAGACGUUUAAGGAAUUAGUUAUUGUGAUAAACUUGUGUACAGUCGACUUUUUCUAUAAAAAAAAAAAACUAAAGAGUUUCGGCUCGAUUUUGCGACGAAGCGCAGCUGGUGUGAGAAAAAUGAUAAAGUUCUUUAUGAUUACAAUUAUAAAAAGCUGA